AUGUCUCCAAUUUACGCAUUCCUGACGAACGGAACCCUGCCCACCGAUAAGUCCCAAGCUUGGAAGCUCCGGUACCGAUCGGCGAGAUAUAUGGUCAUCGACGAUGUUCUGUACAAGCGAGGCUACACCACGUCGUAUUUGAAGUGCCUCACUAAGGAGCAGGGGGACUAUGUCCUUCGGGAAGUUCACAGUGGGGUCUGCGGUGACCACUCAGGGUCCCGAUCGCUAGAACACAAAGUCUUCCGGCAUGGGUAUUUCUGGCCAACCCUACACCAAGAUGCGAACGUCUUAGUCAAGAAGUGCGACAAAUGCCAACGGUUCAGUAGUGUCCCUCACAUCCCUGCCGAGCCUCUCUCACCAAUCGUAAGCCCAUGGCCUUUCGCCCAGUGGGGACUGGACUUGAUUGGCCCGAUGCCGCAAGGUAAGGGCUAG
Molecule: messenger RNA, 432 nt
Organism: Prunus armeniaca (apricot)
Lineage: Eukaryota; Viridiplantae; Streptophyta; Magnoliopsida; Rosales; Rosaceae
Source: the annotation of a GenBank genome assembly